AUGCCUCAGAAGCGCUUUCAGGAGCCACAACCCAAAACAGGUGUACAACAUGCACAGGAUUUCCUGAGGAAAAUUGGGUUUGGGAAGGAGAACUACUACUUCUGGAAGCAGAUUGGAAAGGCUUUGGUAUGCAUGUACACAGUGAUGGGGUCAAUGUGGUGGUACAACGAGACAUCGCCACUGGGUUGGUGGACACUAAAGCCAAAGCCAAAGGAAGAGAAGGAGCUUGCUCAUUUGUGCUUCCUCUUCAUACUGGCACGGGAUCUGUGA
Messenger RNA from Vigna radiata var. radiata (mung bean), 270 nucleotides. RefSeq lists its product as uncharacterized. Bases 1 to 270 code for a protein of 89 amino acids. Lineage: Eukaryota; Viridiplantae; Streptophyta; Magnoliopsida; Fabales; Fabaceae. The record is from RefSeq and is a predicted model, not a curated record. The transcript is spliced from 2 exons.